ACGCAGAAAGAGACGACAAAAGACACUGAAGGAUUUCUUUAUUCUAUAUAUACAGUAACAUAUAAUCCUAAGAGUCCUGUUUACUCCUGUCCUAUCUUGAGAGAAUAUCUGAGGAGGAGCAGAAGAUGGGAGGAGGGUGAGGUGCAUUACGAGGUGUGAGAUGAGUGAAAGCUGAGCACAAGCUGUCACUUAACUGCUACAGUGUCAGCCGCACCCUCGACACCAGCUCCAUGUCAUCAGGAGACACAGGCAGUGAGAAAUCAUCUGUCACUGCGUGGAUUCCCUCAAGGUCACUCAGCUGUGACAACGUGGCAGCGGCGGCAACGGCAGCCGUUUGUCUUCAGCUCAAGCACAGUUUAAAAAUAACUGGUUUAAACUUGAGCUAAACUAAACUGAGAUGAUCUUUAGUCUGGAUUUUAAGCAAACCCCAAACUGAUUCAAAAAAUGAGACAUUUUGAAAGAUUCAAGGACGAAUAUUAUGAUAAUUUGUCGCCCUCUAGUGGCCCUCAGCCGUCAAAUCAACCCUGUUAAAAUCCUAUUGUCUGCAAAUGGCUGCCUGUCACUCUGCCUAUUAGAGGUUUCAUAUUAUGAGAAAAAUAACAGGAGGAAGAAACAGUGGCCGCGGUGAUUGUAAUGGAAGGCAGGAGCAAAAAUCAGUUAUUUCACCAAGAAAAACGAUAUAAAAUGACUUCAUUUCGAUACGACUUGAUACGAUACGAUACGAUAGCAGUUGACAUGACAUUAUAUGAGGUAAUAUCCAGAAAGGGAAAUGUUUCCAUUAACAUGAUUAUUUGCAUAAUAACAUAAUCACAAGUUGGGAAAAAUAAGAAGGAAAUUUAAUAGAAGGCGAUACGAAUGCAACAGAAUCAAUAUUAGUUGAUUGGCCAAGUAUGAACGCCCGUACAAGAAACUUGAUUCCGGAUUUUAUGUUACCUUUUAGGCGGAAAAAGACCAUAUGAAAAUAUGGAUAAAAUAUAUUUAUGCACACGACAAGAAACAAGAGAGAAGAUCAGAUGAUUUCACAGAAACAAAUAAAGCCUGAAGUGAAAACUGGAUUAAAUUCUAUUCCAUUUUAUUCUCCGACUCUUCUGGGUCUUUGCACAAAGAGCAGCUUGUGUUUCCUGCAGAUGUGCGUCGGUGGCGCAGUCGCGGAUUUGGAUGAUCACCAAUGGCUGCUCCUAGUGCCACUCCAGAAGGGCGUGGUUUCAGCCCCGUACCCUCCCCUCCACCCAUCUCCUCCCUACACUCUCUCCCUCAUCUCUCCAUCUCCCUUCCCAUUGACCAAAGGACGACUGCACGUCCUUGUCACUUGUAACUCCUCCGUCACUCCUCUCCAGUGGACAGACAAAUGAUGAUGAAGAGCUCGGACACAGUGGACCACAGGAGGUGAAGGACGUGCACCUGCAGGAGGUGCUGAGGUCACCGUCCGGACAGGUGUCAGACCUGUGGAGCACCCUGGUGGAUGAAGGUCCAGUCUUGGAUGACCACCUUCACCGCCUCCUUCUCUCCUCCUCUUCACCUCCUCCACAUGGAUGGAUCUCACAGUGGACCACGAUGAAGACCGUGUUUAUGAGCGUGUCUGCCUGUCUGAGUCCACUCCACUCAGGGAUCGUCACCCCAUACCUCCACUGCGCCUCCUCCUCCUGACACAGCUUCUCCUCCUGGACAUCAUCUGGUCUGCUGGACCCCCCCUCACCAUGACGGUGCCUGCUCGGUGAUUCCGGUGCCACCUUCUUCCCCAGUCUUGGAUCGUGCUUCAGGAUUUAUCUGCGCUCUUGGGUUUCUUUGUGUCACACUGUAGCCGGGUUUGGCUUCUAGCUGCGCCCCCUCCCCGCCCCCCCAGCUUCUCUCUCUUCUUUGUGGCCGGGCCGUGAUGGCAGGCGGCCGGCCGGAGGCUCAGGAUCACCCGCCGGAGAACGGCUUCCGGCCGCGGGGGCCGCCGGUGCCCCGGCUGCUGCCGCACAUCGACCGCUCGGUUCUCCCGUCUCUGGGCGGCUUCGGGAGAUACCAGAAACAGCUGGUGGUUCUGACCUGGAUACCGGCUUUGUUUAUAGGCUUAAGCCAGUUUUCGGAUUAUUUCCUUCUGGCGCAGCCCAAUGGCACAUGCGUCCAACCCCUGGGUAACGACAGCAACUGGACCGUGGCUUCUCCACCGCCGGCCCUCGUCACGGGAGGGAGCAACGGUACCGGCACCGGCACUGGCGAGGAGGGGUACGGAGAGGGCACCGGUGAAAGUGGGCUGUGCGACUGCACGGAGUGGAAGCUGGAGCUGCUGACAGGACUCAGCCAGAAUGUGGUGACAAAGUGGAACCUGGUCUGUGAUUCGGCCUGGAAGGUGCACAUCGCUAAAUUCUCUCUGCUGGUGGGCUCCAUAUUUGGAUAUCUGGUGAUGGGUGUCAUGGCCGACUGGUUUGGUCGACACCCCGCCCUGAUUCUCUCCCUGUUUCUCGUGCUGGUGUUUGGUCUGAGCGUCGCCUUCUCGGUGAACGUCACCAUGUUCAGCACAUUGCGCUUCUUUGAGGGUUUCUGCUUGGCUGGCCUGGCUCUCUCCCUCUAUCUGCUCAGGAUCGAGCUUUGUUUGCCAGCCUGGCGGUUCUCCAUGGCCAUGGUGGCCAGUUUCCUGAUGGUGGGCGGGCAGCUCUUGAUGCCGGGGCUAGCCGCUCUGUGCCGUAAUUGGCCGCAGCGGGAUGACUGGCAGGUGCUUCAGAUCGUCAUAAUCAGCCCCUUUGUUCUGAUGUUGCCCUACAUCUGGAUUUUCCCCGAGUCUCUCCGCUGGUUGCUGGCCACCCAGCAGUACAGGCGGUCCAAAGCCAUGAUGUUGCACAUUGCUAGGAAGAACAGGACGGACAUGACGAUGGAGCCCAGUGGGGUUCUGAUAGAACUGGAGCAAGAGCUGCACAGAAAACCUCAGCGGAGCUGCAUCAUCAAGAUGAUGAGUACCAGGAACCUGUGGAAAAACAUUGUGGUUCUGUGUGUCAACUCCCUGACAGGGUACGGGAUCCACCACUGCUUUGCCCGAAGUAUGAUGGACCCAGAGGCCCAGCCCACUGCUCUGUGCCACGCAGACUACUACACAAUGGCUGGCAUCGCCGUGGCAACCUGCCUGGCCCUUUGCCCUGCUGUGGGGUUGAUGGGACGCCGUGGCGGUCUUCUCACCUUCAUGAUCAUAACAGCGCUGGCGUCGCUGCUGCAGCUGGGUCUACUAAACCUCAUUGGGAAGUACAGCCUCCGCCAUGACACAGUUCUGAGAGACACCCUGAACAGAAAAUUCUCGGUGGCCUUUUCCAUCAUCGGGAUGUUUUCCUCUCAUGCCGUCAGCACACUUAGUAUUUUCUUCUGUGCUGAAAUCACCCCCACCGUUAUCAGGGGUGGAGGCUUAGGACUGGUCCUGGCUAGUGCAGGUUUCGGAAUGCUCACUGCUCCAAUCAUGGAGCUCCACAACCAGAAGGGCUACUUUCUACAUCACGUGAUCUUUGCAUGCUGCACCCUGCUGUGCAUCAUUUGCCUACUGUUGCUGCCCGAACCUCGGGGCAAACCUCUGCCGGAGAGUAUGGCUGAUGGGGAGACCUUCACCCGCCAGACACUGCUCCAUCCUGGAGAACAGCACCUCCUCUUGGCCAAGAUUGACAGAGAUUAUUCACGAGUUCAUGACACGCCACUGCACCUCUCAACCACUGGGAGCGCUACAGUCGCAGCAGCAACUGCUUUGGCAGCUGUACCUGCCUCAUACGCUCUGGCGACAGGGGGUGAGGUGAUUGGAAAUCACGCAGUAGCCAAUGGGGUGUGAGCAUCGUAGCAAUAGUCUAUACUGUGCUGAGGCAUUAAACUGUCUGAAUGGUCAGAUGUGAAAUUUUAAGACUUUUUUUUUUAAAAAGUGAUGAAACCUUUGGGAAGUUGACAUUUUUGUAGUUUGUAGUGAUUGUGAGUCGUUCAGGAGUUGCCAAAAAUAUUAUUGUCCUGGAUCGCGUUGACCUGAAUUUAAUGUCUGAGUAACCUAAAGGUCCAAAGGUUUUGUUGUUUUUUCCCCCUUGUUUUGACCUCAGUAGAUAAGAAGCAGAUGAAGCGACGAGAAAGGAGGCUAACGUUGACUAGCUUGGAUAGAGAGUGCUCUGUGAGUUCUGUCUGUAGUUCUGGACUCGUGGAAAGAGGAUUCCACUACAUUGUAUUGAUCUUUAAGAGUUAUUUUGCACUAAAGGUCAGAGACACAAUCAAGUGUUUGGGGAUUUGAAGCCAACAUCAGGGUGAUCCAGGGAUUGGCUAAACCACUACCAGUUGUUUUGCAUGAAAGGGCACAAAACAUUGUCCCUUUUUUUGUAGAUAUUUUUUGUAUUCUUCAUUUGUCUUCUCUACAAAGUCCAAAGUGGCACUUUUUCCUCAGAUGCUGAGGUUGGAGUAGACUUUAGUUUUUAAAUACCCAUGAGUGUCAUCGAUGUGGGUGUAUGAUGGUUGUUUGACAUCAUGAGCAGCCUGAGACCUCAGCAGAUGGACAUGUGGUCAAAACAAUUCUGAGUGUGGAACAGACAUGGAGAAUGGGUCAGUUUAAUUCAGCAUGUCUUAUGAUGCAUCUCAGUAUUUCACCAAAUGGCUUUCUAUGAUAAUUUAGUUUAUUUUUUAAACAUUACAGAAUGUAAUUUAUGAAAACUAGCAGGUAUUUAUUUCCUAAUGCUGCCCAGGGCAAUUUUGUUGGAUAUACCUCCUUAUCAUCAAAUGACUCCACUCCAAACUUUCAGUAUGUGUUCUGUACUGCGUAGUAAUCCUGCUCUUAGGAAGUGUAAACCAGAAAAAGCACAAUAUUUUCCAUUUAUUUCUAAAAAACAAACAAACAAAAAAACCAGGUGGAGUUUAGUGUAGGACAUCGUAGGCCAGGCCUAGUUGUGGUUGUUGUACAUUUAUACACUUUACCAUCCAAGUACCCCAUAGGGCUGCAUUAAAAAUGUAAGGUAUGUGUACAUGUGCCAUCUAUUCAUUCAUAAUAUAUGAACCAACAACCUUCUAUUUUUAUAAUGUACAGAAUAAGCACAUUGCUGUUCCUCAAACGACAGGUCGUGAACCAAAUGUGAGUCACGUGAAGCCGGAGCUUCCACGUUUGGUCCAGUCCUAAAGUAAAACACUCUUUGUUUGACCAGGGUUUCUACCGUGGGCAGCUGUCUAGUAACAAUACAUGUGGUGUGAUACAUUACAAAUAUUGGAAGUUGUCAAGCCCUAGCAUGAAGGCACUGUGUGUUACUGGACUCUUAGUGUGAAGUCAAGCCAUGAGCUUCAUACAGAUCAAUUAUGGCUCUAACAUUUGGGAGCCGUU
Molecule: messenger RNA, 5299 nt
Organism: Cynoglossus semilaevis (tongue sole)
Lineage: Eukaryota; Metazoa; Chordata; Actinopteri; Pleuronectiformes; Cynoglossidae
Gene: slc22a23b
Product: solute carrier family 22 member 23
Exons: 11
Coding region: 1874-3787 (637 amino acids)
Biological process (GO): transmembrane transport
Cellular component (GO): membrane
Molecular function (GO): transmembrane transporter activity
Source: RefSeq, a predicted model, not a curated record